Messenger RNA from Hemisphaericaspora subhashii, 909 nucleotides. It is a transcript of the gene SEC14, whose product is annotated as phosphatidylinositol/phosphatidylcholine transfer protein. Lineage: Eukaryota; Fungi; Ascomycota; Pichiomycetes; Serinales; Debaryomycetaceae. The transcript has a single exon. The coding region runs from base 1 to 909 and encodes 302 amino acids. The record is from RefSeq and is a predicted model, not a curated record.
AUGAUGACCACCGUAUCCAAAGAAGAAAUCUUAGCGUCAUAUCCUCAAAUCAAUGCUCCAACUGAUCAAACUGGUUAUACUUCCAGUUUAACUGCAGAACAAAAACAAAUCUUAGAAGAGUUCCGUAAAGCAUUAACAGAAUUAGGUUAUACUGACAGAUUAGAUGAUCCAUCUUUAUUACGUUUCCUUAGAGCAAGAAAGUUUAAUUUAGAAUUAGCUAAAGAAAUGUUUAUAAGUUGUGAAAAUUGGAGAACAGAAUUUGGUGUAAAUACAAUUUUUCAAGAUUUCCAUUAUGAAGAAAAACCAAUUGUUGCUAGUAUGUAUCCCCAAUAUUAUCAUAAGACUGAUAAAGAUGGUCGUCCAGUUUAUUAUGAAGAAUUAGGAAGAGUUGAUUUAAAUGCCAUGUUAAAAAUUACUACUCAAGAAAGAAUGUUAAAGAAUUUGGUUUGGGAAUAUGAAUCAAUGGUUGAAUAUCGUUUACCUGCAUGUUCUAGAAAAGCUGGUCAUUUAGUAGAAACUUCAUGUACUAUUUUAGAUCUUAAAGGUAUUUCAAUCACAACUGCAUAUAAUGUUAUUGGUUAUGUUAAAGAAGCUUCAAAAAUUGGUCAAGAUUAUUAUCCUGAAAGAAUGGGUAAAUUUUAUUUAAUCAAUGCACCAUUUGGAUUCUCAACUGCAUUCAAAUUAUUUAAACCAUUCUUAGAUCCAGUUACUGUUUCUAAGAUUUUCAUCUUAGGUUCAUCUUAUCAAAGUGAAUUAUUAAAACAAAUUCCUCCUCAAAAUUUACCAGUUAAAUUUGGUGGAUUAUCUCAAGUUACUGAUUCUGAAUUAUUAUUAAAUGAUGUUGGUCCUUGGAGAGAUCCUAAAUUUAUUGGUCCAGAAGGUGAAGCUCCAAGAUCAUUCCAGUUGUAA